UAUCUCAUCUCUAAGUAUCCAGUUGGAGCAGAGAAGAUCGGGAAGAGAAAAAAAACGGUUUGGUUCAGAAAAUAUCUGCAAACAUGCUUUUUCGUUCCAUUGUUGACCGAGGAGUUUUUAGUAGAACAUGCAAUGAACGUCAGCAAAGGUAUCCCCUCCACCAGAUGUUGGACUGUUACCAGUGUACCCGACGCGAUGAGCACAUUUCGUAUGGAGAUAAUGGGGUUCCAGUCCCUCCUUUUGGGUGUACAUUUUCUACAGCUCCUGAAAUACAGCACGUUCUUGCUGUUGCCAACGAGGAAGGGAUCGUCCGGCUCUACAAUACAGAAUCACGAAAGAAUCCUAUUUUUAAAGAAUGGCUGGCUCAUUCCAAUGCUGUCUUUGACAUUGCCUGGGUUCCUGGAGAGCCUCAAAUUGUAACGGCAUCUGGGGAUCAGACAGCUAUGCUGUGGGAUGUGAAGACCAGUGAGCAUCUUGGCACCUUCAAAGGACACCAAUGCAGUCUGAAGUCUGUGGCUUUUGGAAAACAGGAAAAAGCUGUUUUUUGCACCGGUGGAAGAGACGGGAACAUCAUGGUUUGGGAUACAAGGUGCAGUAAGAAAGAAGGGUUUUACAGACAAGUGAAACAGAUCACUGGGGCUCACAAUAAGUUGGACAGGCAGACUCCUUCCAAACUGAAGAAACGACAGGCAGGCAGAGGAGUUGCUCCUUCUGUGGAUUCCCAGCAAAGUGUGACAGUGGUUCUCUUUCGUGAUGAGAACACCCUCAUUUCUGCAGGAGCUGUUGAUGGUGUAAUUAAGUUAUGGGACCUGAGAAAAAACUACACAGUCCACUACCAGGACCCUGUCCCUCUCCAGGCUUACCCGUACCCUGGAACCAGCUCACGAAAGCUGGGCUACUGCAGUCUGGCGUUGGACUCUACAGGCUCUCGCUUGUUUGCAAACUGCACUGAUGAGAAUAUCUACAUGUUCAAUGUGACUGGCUUGAAAAAGGCUCCAGUGGGGGUAUUCAACGGCCACCUCAACUCCUCAUUCUAUAUUAAAUCUAGCGUGAGCCCAGAUGAUCAGUUCCUAGCCAGUGGCUCUAGUGACCACAAUGCAUACAUCUGGAAGAUCUCGGACCCUAAGUCUCCUCCCAUGAUGCUCCAGGGUCACUGCCAGGAAGUUACCUCUGUUGCUUGGUGCCCCACUGAUUUCACCAAGAUUGCUUCUUGUUCGGAUGACAACACAGUUCGGAUCUGGCGUCUGAGUCGGGGGUCUGAUAGUGAGGACUCUGCUGUCGGAGCUGCAGAUCUGGUGGGCUGGGCCUGUCUAAAGAAAAAGCCUUCUGAGGUCAAAGCUCCAGAACCUGUGACUCCAUUGGAGCAAACUCCUGCCAAGACCCCCAGAAUAGAAGUUUCCGCAGCACUCUCUUCACCCCAGGCUGCGGCCUGUGCUCCCAGCACUGCAGACCUGCCACUUCCUUCCAGCACACACACCUCCCUCCGAACUCUUGGUCACAAGACCCAUACCUCAGCCAGCCGCACGCCCACGACUCCCAGACAGACAACUUCCUCUAUAAGGAAGUGGUUGACCAAGACCUCCGAUUCUCCUAGCCUUCUGACCCCCUGCUCUCCCAAUCUUGGAACCCCAGGCUCUGCAGCUCUGAGGACUCCAUCCCCCUUGAAAGUGCUAAGCCCCAUGGGCCAGAGCCACCCACCCCCUGCCUUAGAAAGGAGGGUGAAACGCCGACUAGAGCCGAGUGUGGGCGGUACUCGGAGAUGCCUUGGAGAUUGUGACUGUGUGAUGGAACUUGACCCUUUAGCUAAGAAGAGGCAAGGGCUUGGGGGAGUGUACUGUUUGACAGAGGAAGAGCAGCAGUAUCAGCUGGGACCCAGUCCAGGCCAUACAGAACAUGGGGCCCAGCAGCGUCUGGAGGCAGGCCAUCAGAUCCCUUCACUGGGGCCCUUGGACAAGGAGAACAGCUCUCCUGGCCGGGCAGACUGGCUCUCUGCAAUGGGUCAGAGACUGAAGAGAGAGCAGGGGAGUCCCACUAGCUUGAGUCCCGGUGCCAAGAAGCAGGACGGCAGGACUACAGGGUCUCCGACUCCCACCACUCCAGGAUCAAUGAAAAAAAUAUCCUUGUACUUCCAGAAGAAAACACCAGAAUAAACUAUCCUUGUACUUCCAGAAGAAAACACCAGAAUAAACUGACGACUGAGAGCAGCACUUGGCCAGGGAAAACUGCCUUAACAGCAAAUGAACUACAUAACCCUGAUUUAUACAGCAUCUUAAAAAAAAAAAAAAACAGGAGGCUUAACAUAUACCUUUUGAGUAAUACAGUUGUAAAUAGAAUUGGUGCCAAUUCAUAGUGGUUUAACACUAAAUGUUUACUUAUUUUACUGGUCCUUGAAACAUUUGUUGUAGCUGAACAUGAAAAGAGGACAAUUUCAGAGACCUGCUUUAAAAAUAUAGUUGAAUCUCCAUUGUGUACUACAAGUCUUAUGAGGCAAAUAUGACUAAAGGAAGUAUUUUUGUUUUGAGACCAAAGCAAUCAUGCAGGUAAGGUUGGAACUUAACUGGAGCUGUGCACCACCUUGUUGAAACACCCUGUAACUUGGCCCGUAUGAAGGUUGUUUUUUUUUUUUUU
This is a messenger RNA of Polyodon spathula (Mississippi paddlefish), 2628 nucleotides long. Its product is annotated as denticleless protein homolog. Gene Ontology annotation, cellular component: nucleus. The coding region runs from base 84 to 2150 and encodes 688 amino acids. Gene Ontology annotation, biological process: mitotic G2 DNA damage checkpoint signaling; proteasome-mediated ubiquitin-dependent protein catabolic process. Gene Ontology annotation, molecular function: protein binding; protein-macromolecule adaptor activity. The transcript has 15 exons. The record is from RefSeq and is a predicted model, not a curated record. Lineage: Eukaryota; Metazoa; Chordata; Actinopteri; Acipenseriformes; Polyodontidae.